AUGCACUCACGCGCGCGCCUGGUUGUACAUGCACCCGGUGUCGCUGCAUCCUUACAAUUGUAUCAGCUCGGAACACUGUCCACGGGACCGGCCUCGAAUAGCUAUUUAAGUGUGGGAUUUGGUCUCUCAAUUCAGAGCUCAACGGAUUCGACACGCAAUGAAGAUCACGGUUACGACUCUGGUCUUGUUGAUCGGUGUAUUUCUGGUGAUUCGGGCGGUACCGUUACCGGUUUACAACUGCAAACGUUGCAUAUGCGUAAGCCGAUGAUAUGUGUCCGUGUUUGCCGAGAUCACACAGUAAACAAUGAGCCUUCGAUUGAAAACGCACUAGUGGAACCGGAGACUACUUGGCCACUCAGCACCGAUGAAGUCACGGACAAAACUACCAAUACCACGGAAGUAACAGAAAGUGCCGGAGAAACAACUACCCCCGUUGGAAUAGGCGAAACAACACAAGCAGUUGAAACGACCGGUACCGAAGCGGUAGUAACAGAUGUAUCACAACCUGUUACCGAAGCUGAAAGCACUUCUACCACACUCGCAUCCCUGGAUAGCACUGUCACGUCCAUUGAAGUAACGGGUAGUACUGCUGUCAGUGGCGCUGAUGUCACAACCGCAACGUUCCCACCAAGCACUGAGGUUGGUUCGGACGGGAUAACCGCCUCCGGUGAAGUAACGGAUACAACACAAGCAGGCGAAUUGGCCAGCACCGAAGCGGCGGUAACAGAAGUAUCACAACCAGGCACCGAAUCUGCGAGCACUUCCACCACACUCGCACCUGUAGAUAGCACAGAGACGUCAACUGCAUUUCCAGACAUUUCUGCUACUGAUACUACCUUGAGCCCAUCUGAGAUAACAGGAUCUACAUUACUGGACACAACAGAGCCAAGCACGACGGUUUCCUCCGGUCCAACAGACACAACAGGUGAAGCGGUGACCGCCGGGGAAUCUGUGUCCACAGUACCUACUACAUCAUGGCCUUCCAGUGCUCAACCGAGUGACAGCGUUACCACGGGUUCGUCAACCGGUACGACUAGUGUCUCUUCGUCUCUACCCACUGGUUCACCAGUUACCGUUACAGAUUCGAGCACAACGGCCACAGAAUCUGCUCAGUCAUCUGAGAGCACAACAGUCCCUUCGGGACUGACAACGGAUCUACCGCAAUUCUCAACCAGUUCACCAUUAGGCACAUCACCCACCUCGCCGGAGCUGGAAUCCACACCAGUCAGUUCAACAAGCACUGUGGUCACUGAGAAGUCCACCCCAACCGGUGAAGAGAGCUCAACAACAACUACCGUUCAACCCCCCUUGUCCAGCACUGCAUCCGCAUCACUAACUGGUCAGCCAUCCACGGAACAAACCACUGUUUCUCUUGACACUAGCACCUCAUCUAUUCCUUCCGAUACAACCACCCUUGCCAGUGAAUCCGUGACUCACGCAUCCACCAGUACCGAAGCUGAAGCACCAGAAAUUAGCUUUACCACUGCGACCACUACUACUCAAACUGAAGCUGGAGGAGCUGCUUCAGAUCAGACCACGACCGGUUUGAUCAAUUCAUAUCCUGAUCGAACAUAA
Messenger RNA from Echinostoma caproni, 1575 nucleotides. The record is from the annotation of a GenBank genome assembly. Lineage: Eukaryota; Metazoa; Platyhelminthes; Trematoda; Plagiorchiida; Echinostomatidae.